GUCACGUGGACGUCAACACGCCCGAACUGACUGAAACCUCCGCAGAGGACCAGAUCUAAGUCACCUCCCGGGGACACCCAGGGUCUGGAGCCCGUUUUGAGGCGAUGGAUGACGGGGAGCGGUCUCCUCUGCUGGCCGACCAGCACGACGGGACCAACGGAGUGUCUCCCGGUGGCAGCUUCCACGGACACACGUCAAAACCACAGAGUCUUGCCCCGUUCUCCAGCUCGGUGGCACCAGAUGAGCCUCCGCCCCCCUACUCGCCUCAGGGCAGCCCGGACAGCGGCAGCGCUCCAGUCAUCAGCUGCCGGGUCUGCCAGAGCGCCAUAUCUGUGGAGGGCAAGACGCACCAGCACGUGGUGAAGUGCAGCAUCUGCAACGAAGCUACGCCGAUAAAGAACGCCCCCGUUGGAAAGAAGUACGUCCGCUGUCCAUGUAACUGUCUCCUGAUCUGCAAAGUCACGUCGCAGAGGAUCGCCUGUCCAAGACCGUACUGUAAACGCGUCAUCAACCUGGGACCAGUUCACAUCGGCAGAGAAAGUCCUGAACCGCAGCAUCAGCCCGUUGGCAUCAGGAUCAUCUGUGGACACUGCUCCAAUACAUUCCUGUGGACAGAGAUUUCAGACCGGACCUUGGCCCGAUGUCCACACUGCAGAAAAGUCUCUUCUAUUGGUCGGCGGUACCCCAGGAGGAGGAGCCUACUGUGCUUCCUGCUGUUUGUCGUCCUCGCCGCCUCCACUGCAGGACUUGUGGCUGGUACGUGGGAACCCGCCCAGCACUCUAAAGGGAUCUACGUUUCCUGGGCGCUUCUGAUCCUGGUCGCUCUGUUCACCAUGGCAAGAACCAUCUACUGGAGGUGUCUGAAAAUCAGCGACCCCAUAUCCAACGUCACGUAGAGAGUGAGAGAGAGAGAGAGAGAGAGAGAACAGGGGGGAGGAAGGAAGGAAGGAAGGAAAGAAGGUAGGAAGUCAGGUAGGUAGGUAGGUAGAUGAGAGGGCAGGUGGAUGAAGAGAAUCACGGAAAGACUUUAGAAAAAUGGAGAGCAAGGGAAAAAAGAUACAGACAAGACAAAGAGGGAAGAUGCAUUUAAGAUAUUAAAAAUCAAACUCAACAUUCAUGCCAAAUUGGAUUGACGCCACCAAUUGGCCCCUUUGCCAAGCCCCGCCCCCCACUUCUACUCCGUCAAGCUGUCCUAGUUUUAAGAAAAGCGGAUUUCUGAGCGAAGCAAUAAGUGUUUGAAGGAUGUAUCUAGGAUGUCAAACUGAUUCAGCAGAGAAAACAUAUUCGAAAGAUAGAUAUAGAAGCUUAAGCCCUCAAAGUAUAAAUAUAAACCACCACAUCAUCUGGAUAUUGAGAGAGAAGACCAUAAAAUAAAGGAACAAUACUGUUCCGGUAAAGCCGGGUAGGUCUGUAAUCACUGUAACAAUCAUUAAAAAUCAAAACAAGCAUGUGUAUACAUUUGGUAUACCUUCAGUAUCUAGCUAAGCAUAGAAGUGCUAAUGCUAGCUGAUGCUAACAUACUCUGCUAAUGUCAGCUCCACAGGUUUUUACGUAGAAACAUAACUUUUUAGAAGCGUGUUUCUCCUUCAAAAUGUCACUAUUACGCAAAGUUUAACCGUGACUAUUACCAAACCCUCAAAAGCAUUGUCAAAAACAUCCUGAAAAUGAAGACAAUUUUAAACGAUUGCAUGUGAUUUUUAUGGAGUACAGACGGGUAGUUGUUGGACAUUGGUCAGAGCUGGCUGAUGCUAUGCUAUGAUUGGCCAGUCUGCGUUAGAGGGACGGAGCUUAGCGAAGGGUCAAAAAUCUUCAUUAAUACAUAUGACAUGUUGUUUUUUUUUAUCACAAACUGGGGAUGGUUGUUUGCAAAGAGGCUGAAUGAAAUAAGGAAGAUGGUAGUUUGAGAUAAAGACGGGCAAAGCUGGAGAAAAACUUGUUUAAAUUAUUUGUUUUUGACCUGGUAGUCUUAUUAAAUGUUGGACUGAUAUGUUGUUUCAAAGCCUGGUGCUGCUGUUUAAUUCACAACAAUAUAUUGUUAACAGGGUGUCAUUUUUGUGCCCCACAAUUAUAUGAAAUCAGUGUUUCUUUCAGAGAAAUGCAAUAAUAGCAAAUAAAAAAACUGUUUAGCCCUGAUUUAAAGAUGGAUUGAAGGAGGAAGGAGUGAAGUUAGACGUUAGGCUGUUUAAUCAUACCAAAUAGGCGAGAAAAGUACUUUUUCUGGGAAGAAACAAUAUGCGCUUAUUUUUUUGUUAUUCUUUAAAUGAUUUAACCCAUAACUUUUAUUCUGUUAUUCUCUCUAUAGUACAACAUAUAAUAAAUGACUUCUUUUUUUUUGUAAUUAAAUAUUGUUGGGAUUUUGGGAAAAUGCCAUUAUUGGUUUGAGAUUGAGAAAAAUGAGAAAAGGUAGAUAACCUCACAUCUGUACAGUACAUUUGCAGGUACAGCCAGUUAGCUUAUCUUAGCAAGCUUAGCUUAGCAAGCUAACAUGGAAACAGAGGAUAAAAGUGCACUAUUUAACAUGUUACAUCCAAUUUCUCUAUAAGAGAAAGGAAAACAAUUACAUAUUAUGCUUUUUGGGGCAUUAAUAGAUAACCACAAGAUAAUAUGAUGAGGGAAAUGUUAUUAAUAGAGGAUGUACAUAAAUGAAUUGGCAUUAAUUCAGAGUUAACAGCAGUUUCUUUACAUUUUUUCAAAGUCAGUCUAGAAGUAUGUCAGCGUUUACAUCAUCUCACACAUGGAUUUUUUGGGGCAUUUGAUUUAAUGUACUUGUGUUUUGUUUGAAAUACUUCUUCGUAUCAAAGUCAUAUCAAACUCUUCAUAUUCCGCUAAACUUUUAACUAAAAAAAGUGCCGUUUUUACAUGUUUGAGUCACUUUAAGAAAUCACUUGAAGACUUCACACUGAAUGAUUUAUUUAAAGAUUUUCUCUCUUUUUAAUCCACCUUUGUCUGACUUGAAUCAAACUAAAUUGAGUUGACAAACCAGUAAAACCAGUAAGUGACUUUUUCUCUGUUGAAGUGUAAAUAUUUGUUGAUUAUAUCGGACUGUACAGAAUUAUGAGAGCUGUCGCUUCCCCCCCCUUGUGGCUGAUUAAUGUAAGUACUCGCUGACUGUGAAACAAGUUGCACUACAUUGUACUGAUGUACUACUACUGUAUGUUUUUGUCAAUAUUAUUCCGGUGGGUGGAUUGUAUUUUUCUUUCUUGUAUAUUGUGAAACAAGGUAAUACUUUUAACAACGUC
Molecule: messenger RNA, 3239 nt
Organism: Anoplopoma fimbria (sablefish)
Lineage: Eukaryota; Metazoa; Chordata; Actinopteri; Perciformes; Anoplopomatidae
Product: type I phosphatidylinositol 4,5-bisphosphate 4-phosphatase-A-like
Exons: 7
Coding region: 105-896 (263 amino acids)
Biological process (GO): phosphatidylinositol dephosphorylation
Cellular component (GO): phagocytic vesicle membrane; plasma membrane; lysosomal membrane
Molecular function (GO): phosphatidylinositol-4,5-bisphosphate 4-phosphatase activity
Source: RefSeq, a predicted model, not a curated record